Linum trigynum is the source of this 4530-nucleotide messenger RNA. The record is from the annotation of a GenBank genome assembly. Lineage: Eukaryota; Viridiplantae; Streptophyta; Magnoliopsida; Malpighiales; Linaceae.
CAGACAACAUAAAAUUGACAAAAUCCAAGGUCCUUUCCAAAAACUCCUCUCUUCUUCGCCAUGUCUCUACCUAAACUGCUUCACACCUUUCUUCGUUGCCUCGCACUAUCACAUUACCUUCUCGCCAUCAGGUAAGCUUUUUUCUCCUUCUCCUCUGCUUCUCAAUUUUGAUCGACUCUCUCCAUUUUGAUCUUCGCAUUUGGUAGUUUUCGAUUGCGAUUUCUGCUCAUUUCCUGCUUGCAUGAAUGUCACUUCAGCUGGGCCAGAGUUUUUCUGAAGUGACGCUUGAUUCAAUUUCUUAUUAGAAAAUGCUCGAGAAAUUAUUUUUGUUCAUUCGUGAUCUUUUUGGUUUCAUUUUCUGUUAGGUCGUUUUAGGGCUGGCCGUGGGAAGUGUUUUUGUGGGUAAGCUUCAGAAAUGGGGUUUGUGGACAACAUGAUGCAAGCGAAAUCGACGAAAGUGGUUUCAUCUUCCGGCAGCAGUGCUUCCCGCGGUGGCGGCAGUGGUCAUGACGAUGGUGAUGGUGGUGGUGGUGGUCGGGGUAAGUUUAAGCCGCCGAGGGUUUGGUGUGUUAGGCAUUACCCCCCAAAUUGUGGGCCUUAUAGUCGUUCUAGACCAGAUGGGUUAGCAGCAGUCUCUAGUCUUAGCAAUGGAGAUGAUGACUCCGGUUUUGGACUUUCUGCAACUAAUGUGGAAUCUCUGGAUUUAGAACCAGAUAGUAACUUGGGAGUUUCUAGUUCUAGUGUUAUAAAUUCAGUGCGCUUGGAGAGCUGCACCAGUGUUGUUCCUGAUGAUUGUUGUGAUUUCAUUGGACAUCCUGUGGCUAAGAUCGAAUCCUGUGAUUUAAGAGUGUCUGAAAAUUUGGAUGAGACAGAUAUUCUUGGGGAAUUGUAUACUGUCAAGUCAAAGUUAAAGAGUCCAGCAGUGUCACCUGACCAUACGAAUGGAUGCUUAGCAGAUAUGCCGGAAUCUGUUGGUACUUCACUAUCAGAAUCAUGGAAUGCGGCAGCGGUGAAUGAACAAGAAGUUUCAAACCGUGAGAUUAUUGGUUCGCUACCAGAUUCUUCCAAGGCAGAUGUUACUGGUCCCUUGAAAGAAACUUCCAUGCAUAAAUAUCCUCCUAGGAGAAAAGUGUCAGCUGUUAGACACUUCCCACCAAACUGUGGAAGAAAUGCUAAACCUCCUAGUAAGCAAGAACAAGAGAAAUUAGGUGCUGUGGAAGAGGUCAAAGAUGUUAGUAUGGAUGGUGGAGCUCACAGGGGCAGGUCUGAAAGCAAUGUCCCAGAACAGAAGCAUGUUAAGGUUCACGUGAAAUAUUCUAGUGAGAAAGCAACGAAGAGUGGUGAUGAAGUCGAAAUUUGUUCUGGGAAUGUUGCAAGGGUUGAUCAAGAAUGUGGACCUGAUAGAGGCAUUAGGUCACAUUAUCAGAUUGGGGAAAAGUCUAAUGUAGUCCAUAAGUCUGAUAACAAAGGAGAACUGAAGGGGCUCUUGCAGCCAGAAUCUGUUGUUUGUAAGGCAAAGGUUGCUGCCGAAAGACACAGCAAAAAGCUUACUGUCUCUGAGGAGUUUGAUGGUCUCAAUGUUGCAUCAGAAAGGGCGGUGGUGGUAGGUCUUAUGGCCUCGACUGCCAAUUCUUUGAUCAAGGUAGAUAACUUACUUAGUGAUGGAAGUGAAAGGAACAAUAAUACUAAAAAACAAGCUACAACACAAGAACAAAGAAAAUCGGUUACCUCGGUGAAGGUCAACCCAUCAUCUAAACCCACAAGACAUGAAUUUUCUAGGGGGGAUGAUGAACUAGAUGACACAAAGGAAAAUGAGAAAUGUGUUGGUUCCCAAUUAGUUAGGAGGAAAACUAAUUUAAGUGUGAAUCUGACUCCUUUUGGCACUACCACUUCCAAAGGCUCCAACAGUGCAAGAAAGAAGGUGAGGGAAGUAUUACGCUUAUUCCAUAUUAUUUGUAGGAAGUUGGUGCAUGAAGCAGAAAUAAACCCCAGCCAAAGAAAAAAUCUCAAACGGGUCGACUGUAUUGCUGCCAAAGAGCUAAAAAACAGAGGAAUGUGCCUCAAUGAAGGCCAGCGUAUAAUUGGAGCUUUUCCAGGAGUUGAAGUUGGUGACGAGUUUCUGUACCGAAUGGAGCUUAACAUUAUUGGUUUUCAUCGCCAGACUCAAGCCGGUAUCGAUUGUAUGCAACAAGGUCAAGAUUUGUUAGCAGUGAGCAUUGUAGCAUCAGGUGGAUAUGAGGAUAACUUAGAUAGCUCAGAUAUAUUAGAUUACACAGGUCAUGGUGGAAAGACUAAAGAUAAGGAAGCUGAAGAUCAGAAGCUUGAAAAAGGUAAUCUUGCUUUGAAGAAUAGCAUUAAGGCAAAAAAUCCUGUAAGAGUGAUUCGUGCAGAAAUGAAAAUGUCGAAGGUUUAUGUAUACGAUGGUUUAUACACCGUGGAGAAGUAUUGGCAAGAGCCAGGACCACAUGGUAAGCUAGUUUUCAAGUUUCGGAUGGUUCGAGUUCCGGGUCAACCAGAGUUAGCUUGGAAACAGGUGAAGAAGUCUAAAAAAUCCAAAGUCCGGGAGGACUUGUGUGUGGGUGAUAUAUCUCAAGGGAAAGAGUUGAUUCCUAUAUGUGCCGUGAACACAAUAGACGAUGAGAAGCCACCAGCGUUUAAGUACAUCACUCGGAUGAUAUAUCCGAAAAAUCUCACCCCUCCCAGUGGUUGCAACUGUAGAAAUGGGUGCACUGAGUCAGGUUCGUGCUCUUGUGUGGCGAAGAACGAUGAUCAUAUUCCAUACAACCAUAAUGGAGCAAUUGUUGAAGCGAAGGAUCUUGUCUAUGAGUGUGGCCCUUCAUGCAAGUGUCCGCCUUCUUGCUUCAAUAGAGCCAGUCAGCACGGAAUUAAAUUCCAGCUCGAGAUUUUCAAGACGCAUUCGAGGGGUUGGGGUGUUCGAUCCUUGAACUCGAUUUCUUCCGGGAGUUUCAUUUGUGAGUAUGUUGGAGAACUUCUUGAAGAUAACGAGGCCGAACGAAGGACUAAUGAUGAGUAUCUGUUUGAUAUCGGUGGGCAUAGUGAUGAAGAAGAUGCACAGGACUCUAACUUCACAAUUGAUGCUGCAGAGUUUGGUAAUGUGGGGAGGUUCAUCAACCAUAGUUGCUCCCCUAAUCUUUAUGCCCAGAAUGUGCUCUAUGAUCAUGGGAAUCGGAAGAUUCCUCAUAUAAUGUUCUUUGCUGCUGAGAACAUUCCUCCUUUGAGAGAGUUGACUUACCACUACAACUAUCAGAUAGAUCAAGUUUGUGAUUCGCAUGGCAACAUCAAGAGGAAGAACUGCUACUGUGGUUCUGCAGAGUGCACGGGUCGGAUGUAUUAAGGCCGAUAUGUUAUGGAUUCUGAAAGUAGCAGCUGCCGGAUUUUUCUAGCUCAGUAAAUGUAAGUUGGUGCGAUGAAUUUUUGUAUUUUUUUACUCCGUAGUCAGAAAAUUUUGAUGAUCUAUGGGCACCGUGAAGUCCAUGUUCUCAGUGUUCUACAUGUUUAUGGCCGAGUAUCUUAGAUGUUUAACAGUCCAUGCUGUUGAUAUCUCUAUUGGCUGUUACUCUCUGUUCUACUUAAUUGAUCAUGAAAGUAGCAGCAUGUAUGUUUAUGAUGGUCUCUGGCAUUGUGUAGAACUGAAAUUGUAGCCCCCUUUUUUUUAUACCAGUUAGAUGUCAAAAUGACUGCGGAUUUUAGUUUGCUUGACUUAAACUUCUACGCUUAUUAGUUAUUACUUGUCAAAAUAUUUUUCAUGUGAUUGCGACAAAGAGUUACUCUUUUUCGUCGCACUUCUUUGCUAGCAGCAUAGAGUUUAAAUGUAGGUUAGGUCUUCUCGAGGCAACGCGGAUCCCUUUGUUAUUUGAAUCUCAUUAUAUGUACCUUUCUUUUUCUUGAUAUUCAUUUCGGCCCGAAUUCAUAGUGUUGAGCCUGCCAGCAUGACGUGUUGCAAUAGUGAAGAUGUCUUAUAUCCAAAACUUAGGAUGUUCUCCAGAUACUUGCAUAAUCUGGAUCUUUGGGAGCCUUCUUGAUACAGAAGCCUUAAUAUUUAUAGUCAUAUAGUAGCAGCAAUAAGUCUCUUAAUGAGACAGUAACUCCUUUGUGAAGGGAUGUAUAUUUUGGGCGAAGGGGUGUGUCUCUUCGACCAUAACUGCCUGUUUCUUUCCUGUUUACCUUAUAAAUAGGCAAGUCAGGAAGCCGAACGGCAGCAUGAUGAAAAUAAAACAGUAAUAAAUAUAUUCUAAGUAUAAUCUGUGUUUCGUGUUAUUCUCUCGUCCGUUCGUACGAUAACGAACUUUACCUUAUCUUCGAUAUCGUCCUAUAUCACUUCUGAUGGCAUUGCCUAUAUGGGUGGGAGUUACAAUCUCUUGAUUAGUUUCUCGUCUGCUCUUUUCACUACUACCAGCUUUAUUCAUCUGCUUGCAUGUAGCAACAUAGCAGUAAACAUUUUCAAUCACAACUGAGUUUUCUUUUCAUGGAUCACUCAGGAUAUCUAGCAAAUAGAGGCAUUUUUCACUC